AUUGACAAUGGUUCCGUUGGUGGUGUUGGUGCUCACCACGCAACUUUUCCAGUCGUCACCAGUGCAGAGCCCAUCCGCCGUCAGAUUGAUCACGUUGUUCGUCUCAAUCAAGAGAGCAUCUUGCAAGCCGCCAACCUCCACCUCUUUGGUCCAAAUUUUUUCGUCAAAUCCAUUAGCAAAAUCGUCUUCAUAUACCGUGCAGUAUACUGGUGUCUCGACGGAUGCAAGGCCAUCAUAUACGAGGUAGCCUGACAGCACGAAUCCAAUGACGAGGCCCAUCAAUGGAAAAAUAGUCAACCAUUUUUGUCGAGAGUCUUUCUUGUCGAGCCAUGGCUUGUCGAUUUCGCCCUUGGCCUUACGUCGUGACCGGAAGUACUUUGGAGCAGGGGAAGGAUGAGGAGAUGCAGCAUCUGAACUAUACAAAGAUGGGCCAUGACCCUUUUGGGGCGGACUUGCUGGUGUUGAUCGCUCCAGAUGUCCGAUGGCCACAUCUUUCUCCCACAAUGAGGAUGCCAUAUCAACAGGAAAGGCUCAGGAUCGGUACGAAUGAUUACAGAAGAUGAAGUUGGUUGUGAAGCUUCCAGACUAAACAUGGCUUUCCUACUCCUUCGGACCCUUGUGAAGCUUCAGCUGAGACUCAAGAUAUAGUUCCGUCACGCUAACGCAUGAUUAGCAACUGUCGAGCCACUUUCAAACGGAAACGAAUCUCUCCAUCUUGACUACGCUUCAACACCUUGGCCUAUCAUACACGAGCAUCUCACGGUUCGGGUAGCAACAUCAAGCCCCUGGCACUGGAUUUUUCUUUGUCCCAAAAUUAGCAACUCUCCCCAGCAUAUGAUGCCGAGGCCAGAAACCAGUGUUCUUAAAAUAUAAGACAUGGCACUCUUCACAAGAGUUGACACUCGCCUACAUUGGAGAAAACCUGACCAAGCUUCCCAGAAUUUUGGUCGAAGGCACAAAUCCUCGGCCUCCUGCCAAGCGAAUAUGCCAUACCUGGUACAAUGCUGCUUGUUCUUCACAAUCUUGCCUCAAAUCGUUCUCGCUCGAUCAGCCCCGACUACGAACGAGGAAUACCACAUAAUGUCUUUUGGGAAAACCGGUAGAGAAAAAAAAGACACCGGACAACUCUGGCGGCAUCAAUACCGUCGAUUCGUGUGCCCGCGACGAAAUAUCUCUUCCAUUCGCACUACUCUGCCUUGGGUUACCCAAUGGGCCUUGUUCAAUCGGCCAGGAAGAGCCAUCUCGUCUGAUACACACUUUCCAAAUCUUGAAUGUCUCAAUUUAUGAUCCAAAUAAGCUAUCUAAUCUUCCUCUUCCUACAUAUACCAGCCAAAAUUUGGCUCAAUAUGCUGGAAACAUGAGCCUAUCAGAUGAUACCACGACUUUUUUUUGAUCCAAUGUCUAAGUUUCCGGAUAAUCAAGAUUCCACAACUACGUUACGAAUUUCUGCUUGUGGUGACUUAUCUCGGUCGAGGCUCGGCCAUGGAACAACGGUUUCGAGGCGACGUUGACUCCUUUCCCAACCAUACUACUUAUCGCACAGGAAGGAAAAAAGAGCAUGGACCCAGAUGGGCCGAAGGUUCCACUCCAUGAGUCGAAGCUCAAAAGUGCAAUGCUCUGAACAAACCCCUGAAGUGAUCGGUAGAGUAGAGAGAUUUCUUACACCGCGGCUCUGUGAUUGCAUAGCAGUGGUUCUCUCCUAGUUCCUUUCACCUCUGAAUCCUCUCUAUUGCUGCUAAACUCUAUCGCUUGUUCCGUGGUUCACUCUAUCAUUUUCAUCCUUGUGCGAAAAACCACCUCCGGUCCGCGAGUCUUUGGUGUAGCCAGUCAACCAACGAAUUCCUUUCAUCAUGGAGAUGGAUCGGAUACCACGAACUCCCACAUCGGCAUACUCUACGGACAGCUCGCAGUCUGCUUUGGAGCCACCUUGUUUCCCUCGAUCGCCUUCACAGAUGUCUGUGGCCUCCGAGGCUGACUCGAUGGCACCGUUGGGCACUGCUGGCGCCUUCAAAUGCGACAUUAUGGUCAAGUUUCUUCGUCAACGACAGAUGGAAAAGCUCUGGUCAAACAGUGACUUCGAGGAAGGUGUGGUUCUGAAAAGAGCCAAAAAUGACUUCAUUUGUCAGCCAACCAAGUUGCUGUUCACUCAGCAUGGCCUAUUCGAGCAAAUUGGUCGGCUGAAUGUCAAGGUUGCCAUGACCGUGAAUACGGACGUCAUUCAAUCCUUCUUACAAACUUCGCAACUUCCCUAUGUUCCGUACCUUGAUAGCCUGCGGAUCCAGGUGCUUCCUGACAUCACUUACCUGUCGGACUGUAAGAAGCAUCACUUUGCGGCAUUCAUUCGAGAUCUGGGCCUUUUGGUCGUGUGGCAUAACGAUCCCGAGCAGAUCAUCAGCCGAGCAGAGCAGAUCGAGCAACACCUUGUUUCCCUGCUCUGGAAAGACGAGAACAUUGUUGUCAGAGGUGCACCGCCCAGCAAGACACCUUCUAUCAACCUCGUAGAGAAAGUGGACACUGGCUCCGAGGAAGAGGGACGCCGGUAUGACGACAAGCCCCGAAAAACACUGCUGUAUCAAUCGAUCCUCAUGUCCUUCGUGGCCAUCUUGGUUGUUCUCACCAUCGGUCUGGGUUGGCGGAAAGUGGCGAUUGAGGUCAAAACCGACCAUAGCUACCUUCGACUUAUCCUGGCCAUUGUCAUCUUUCCCCAGAUUUGGCUCGGCUGGUUCUUCUUCCAGACAUUGGUCAAUGGAAUCUCACAAGUCGUUGGACCGGUCAAUCAAAUGGACUCCAACUCCCGCUCAUUUUCUGGUGUCCGUUCAAGGAGACUUGAGACAGACACUCUGCCUCAUGUAACCGUCCAAUGUCCCGUAUACAAAGAAGGGCUCUGGGGCGUCAUUGACCCGACAAUGGUGUCGAUUCGUGAAGCAAUCUCCACGUAUGAAAUGCAAGGGGGAAGCGUCAACAUCUUUGUCAAUGACGACGGAAUGCAACUUCUCUCCGUCGAUCAGGUAAAGGAACGUCGAGAGUACUACGAGGAACACAACAUUGGCUGGGUUGCUCGUCCCAAGCACAACCCAAGCCCAAAUGUCCAAGACGGAGAAAAGGCUUUCAUCAGACCUGGAAAGUUCAAAAAGGCGUCCAACAUGAAUUAUGCCAUGAACAUCUCUGCUCGUAUUGAGGACGGUCUAGCCAGAGUUUCUCGCCACGAAACAUGGUCACAGCAAGAUGAAGACAAUGCCUACCGAGACAUGCUCGGCCAGGUCUUGAAGGAGGAUCAAGGUCGGACGUGGGCCGACGGCGACGUGCGCAUUGGCGAUUACAUUCUGAUCAUCGACUCCGACACCCGGGUGCCAGCCGACUGCUUCCUCGACAUGGUGAGCGAGAUGGAAGCCUCUCCACAGGUGGCCAUCGUUCAAUAUAGUUCGGGCGUCAUGAACGUCACUUCCAGCUUCUUCGAAAACGGCAUCACGUUCUUCACCAACCUAGUCUACACGGCGAUUCAAUUCGCGGUGGCCAACGGGGACAUUGCUCCCUUUGUCGGCCACAAUGCCAUCUUGAGAUGGUCGGCGCUGCAGGACAUUGCCUAUAUGGACGACAACGACGACGAAGACAGCGCCAAAAACGGGUUGGCCGUCGAAAAAUACUGGGCCGAGACUACCGUGUCGGAAGAUUUCGACAUGGCGCUCCGGUUGCAAUCCAAGGGUUACGAUUUACGUUUCAGCACUUACUUUGGACCCGAGGGAUUCCAAGAAGGUGUCUCGUUGACGGUUUACGACGAGUUGGCAAGAUGGGAAAAGUACGCGUACGGCUGCUCUGAACUCAUUUUCAAUCCAUUACGAUAUUGGGCCACAAAGGGACCCAUCACACCACUGUUCCGCAGGUUCUUACUCUCAAACAUGUCAUUAAUGGCAAAGAUCACAAUCAUGUCUUAUAUUGGCACGUACUAUGCCAUUGCUUCUGCUUGGAUCCUCACGGUCAUGAAUUACUUCCUCAUCGGCUGGUUCAACGGCUACCUCGACCAUUACUACGUCGACUCGUUCAAGAUUUACUUUUCGAUUGUCAUUGUCUUUCAGGCUCUCGGUACUGUGUCCCUAGCAGUAUUACGCUAUCGCGUCUCUGGUCGUUCCCUCCUCGGCUGCCUCUUUGAGAACCUCAAAUGGUUACCCCUCCUGACCAUCUUCCUCGGCGGCAUCUCUCUGCACGUCUCCCAGGCCAUCGCGUCGCACAUGUUGUCGAUCGACAUGACGUGGGGCGCCACGGCCAAAGAGGCGACGCGCACUUCCUUCUUCGACGAGGUCCCCGUCAUCCUCCGCCGGUUCAAAUUCACCUUUUCCUUUUGCGUCGUCGCGGUCACCGCCAUGGUCGUCCUCGCCGGCGUCGGCCCUCUCGGAUAUGUCGUCCCUCACGACUGGUUGAUCACCGGCUUCACCGCCGUCUGGCCGCUGGCGCUGGUCGUGGCGUUUCAUUUUCUCUUGCCGUUGGUGUUGAACCCGGGACUGAUGCAGUUCACCUUUUGAGACGGCAGCGUCUUGGAGAUUGGACCUUGUCUUGUUUUGUUGUUGCUGGGACUCGUAUGUACGGGCGAGGAAUGUCGAAUGGUAGCUGUCUAUCUUGAAACAUCCCAGUCAGGGUCAUCCUUCGUACUUUUCAUCUUAUAUUUGAUGUCGAGAUUCAAACCGUCAGGGCUCGAAACAGGUUACGCUGCAUGGACAGUCUGUCGGAACUCAAAACCGAGACUUGAGAUUGAGCAACUUUUGAUUGAGAAAUUAAUUUA
Molecule: messenger RNA, 4774 nt
Organism: Exophiala oligosperma
Lineage: Eukaryota; Fungi; Ascomycota; Eurotiomycetes; Chaetothyriales; Herpotrichiellaceae
Exons: 8
Coding region: 1851-4517 (888 amino acids)
Source: RefSeq, a predicted model, not a curated record